Corvus hawaiiensis (hawaiian crow) is the source of this 3738-nucleotide messenger RNA. RefSeq names its product PHD finger protein 19 (gene PHF19). Bases 80 to 1936 code for a protein of 618 amino acids. Gene Ontology annotation, biological process: chromatin organization; regulation of DNA-templated transcription. Gene Ontology annotation, cellular component: nucleus. The transcript is spliced from 15 exons. Lineage: Eukaryota; Metazoa; Chordata; Aves; Passeriformes; Corvidae. The record is from RefSeq and is a predicted model, not a curated record. Gene Ontology annotation, molecular function: DNA binding; chromatin binding.
GUGUGGCAGAGGGUGACGGUGCCUCUCCACGGGCGGUGGGUGCGUGGCCGACCCUGGGUUCCCCGUCCUGGCCCCGGGGAUGCCGCCUGCGCCCUCCGGGGCACCGGCCAGGGCCAAGCCGAGCCGUGCCGUGCAGAGCUGGGAUGUGCCCUGCCGGUCCGGUCCGGCUGUGCUGAUGGAGACCACCAAGCUGAACCCCCUGAUCCGGGAUGUGUACGCGGCCGCCGGCCGUGUCCAGCAGGCAGCGGCCGCGGGCUCGGCGCGGAGGGGCAGCGGCUGCCGGGAGCUGAUGGUCAGGCUGACCGAGGGGCAGUACGUGCUGUGCCGCUGGACAGACGGGCUCUACUACCUCGGCAAGAUCAAGAGGGUGAGCGGCUCCAAGCAGAGCUGCCUCGUCACGUUCGAGGAUAACUCCAAGUACUGGGUCCUCUGGAAGGACAUCCAGCAUGCCGGUGUGCCGGGGGAGGAGCCCAAGUGCAGCAUCUGCCUGGGGAAGACGUCGGGCCCCAGGAACGAAAUCCUCAUCUGUGGGAAGUGCGGGCUGGGUUAUCACCAGCAGUGCCACAUCCCGGUGGCGAGCGGCGGCGAGGGCCCGCUGGGGACGCCGUGGUUCUGCCGCCGCUGCAUAUUUGCCCUGGCCGUGCGGAAGGGGGGUGCCCUGAAGAAAGGAGCCAUUGCCAGGACGCUGCAAGCCGUGAAGAUGGUGCUGUCCUACAACCCCGAGCUGCUGGAGUGGGACUCCCCACACCGCACCAACCAGCAGCAGUGCUACUGCUACUGCGGGGGCCCCGGAGAGUGGUACCUGAAGAUGCUGCAGUGCUACCGCUGCCGGCAGUGGUUCCACGAAGCCUGUACCCAGUGCCUCAGCGACCCCAUGAUGUUCGGAGACCGGUUCUAUGUGUUCUUCUGCUCCGUGUGCAACCAGGGACCCGAAUAUAUCAAGCGCCUGCCCUUGAGAUGGGUGGACAUCGUCCAUCUCGCCCUCUACAACCUGGGUGUGCAGAGCAAGAAGAAGUACUUUGACUUCGAGGAGAUCUUGGCCUUCGUGAACCACCACUGGGACCCGCUGCAGCUCGGGAAGCUCACGGGCACCCCCAUCUCGGAGCGCGGCCCCCACCUCCUCAACGCUCUCAACAGCUACAAAAGCAGGUUUCUGUGUGGGAAGGAGAUAAAAAAGAAGAAAUGCAUCUUCCGUCUGCGGAUCCGCGUUCCCCCGAACCCCCCCAGCAAGGUGCUGCCGGAGAAAGCCCCCGGCGAGGGCGAGAGCAGCUCCUGCGAGCUGAAGAAGAGAGGGAAAAGCAAAUAUGCCCAUAAGGACAGCCUCCUGCCGCGGCAGCUCCAGCAGCAGAAGCGGCGAGCGCGGCGCAAGAGGGCCAAGUUCCUGCUGGAGGAUGCCAUUCCCAGCAGUGACUUCACCUCAGCCUGGAGCACCAACCACCACCUGGCCAGCAUCUUCGACUUCACGCUGGAUGAGAUCCAGAGCCUGAAAAGUGCCAGCUCAGGACAGACUUUCCUGUCGGACGUGGACUCUACAGACGCCACCAGCACCUCAGGCUCGGCCACCACAAGCCUCUCCUACGAGUCCAGCCGCAGGACCGUGGGCAGCCGCAAGCGCAAACUGGCGGUGCCAGCCUACGCCUCGGGGGCCAAGAGGAGAGGAGGGGAGCCGGGCGGGCGCCCGGCCGCGGCCACCCCCGAGGGCAGCGAGGCAGCGGCCGGCCCCGACCGCCCCGACGACGGCAUCGACAGCCACACCUUCGAGAGCAUCAGCGAGGACGACUCCUCGCUGUCUCACCUCAAGUCCUCCAUCAGCAGCUACUUCGGGGCCGCGGGCCGGCUGGUGUGCGGGGAGAAGUACCAGGUGCUGGCCCGGCGGGUGACGCUCGAGGGGAAGGUGCAGUACCUGGUGGAGUGGGAAGGCACCACUCCCUACUGAGCCCCGCCAGCCCCGAAACCUUUCCCGGAGCCAAAGCAGAGGAGAUCGAGGUGCUGGGGAAGCCCGUGAGGCACAGGAGAGGUGCUGGUCCCGCCCCCCGGGAAUUUUGGCGGGUGGAGGCAGCGCCCAGGCCAGCAGCGCUGACCGGGAAUGAAACCUGAAGCCCUGACACUCUGUUUUUUUUAAUGUUAACAAUUUUUAGUUUCUUGGCUGUGUUUAUGCAGAGCAGGGCCCAGCCGUGCUCUCCCCCUGGAGCCUUUGGCCGAGCCCGAGGCACCAUCCCGGUGGUGGCCAGAGCAGGGAGGGGGUCCGGCCCUCCAGAAGGGUCCCACAGCUGCAGCAGCUGUUUGGGGGACACCCCACACCCUGCUCACACAGACGGACCUCGGCCUGUGCCUGGCAUAGCCUGGCUUAUCCCGGUGUCCCAGCCUGACCGAGCAGCCUCGAGGGGGUCCUGCUGCCAAAGCAUGAACCCCUCCUCAUCCCUGGGCUUUCACAGCUCAUCCCCGUGCUCAUGGGAAACUGGGAACAGCUCUUGGGGUUUUCCACUUUGUCCUGAAUCCAUUCAUUAAAGGAAUGUGGUUUGUUUAACAUGAGAGGAAAAUGCCCCAAAGCCAGCCCAUGUGUGGCUGUUGCAGCCACGGGGCAGAUGUGCUCUCACCCCACAACCUGGACUGUGUGUGAUGCUGCACCAGCUUCAUUUCCCUGUUCUGACAAUCAUGAUCUUGGAAGAGAUCGUCCAAAAAAUCCGCCUUUGCCUUAAAACCACCACGGGCACUUCACAGACUGGAGCCCAAGGCCUUUGUUCCUACAGGAAAUCUUCAUCCCAAAUGUGCCAAACCAGCAGACAAACCAAAAAAAAGGCUGAAGAGGACAGCGGGGGCAGGGGGAGGGGGCUGUACCAGGGUCCCUGUGACCAUCCCUGUGGCCAUCCCUGUGGCCUUGUGGCUGUGCCUCUCUCGUAGUGGUGACGUUUGUGAGCACUGGGCUUGAUUUGUCUGCAGGGGAGAAGGAGCAGCCCCUUCUUUAACAAAGCAAUAUUGCCAGCUUGGGCAGGAGCAGAGCAGUUGGCUUUUUAAAAAAGAUUCUAAUAUCAGAUAGAUGUGUUAGAUUUUUUUCUUAAGAGAGAGAGAGAGAGAUAUUUUUAAUGGUGUCCUCCUUGUCUCUCCCCCAUUCCACCACGACUGUCCCAUGGGAUGGAGGGUGAGCCCUGCUGGGUUGUGGGGUCCUGUCCAGCAGCAGACCCUGUCCUGUCCUACCUGUGCUCAUGGGAUCUCCGCUCAGAGCGGAGUGUCCCUGUCCUUCUGGGAGAGGUGCUGCCAGACCCCCCCAUCCCUGGCAGGGAGGGGUCCAGCAGCUGGAAAACUCCCUGUCCUGCCUUAGCUUUGUCCUCAAAGGAUCACUUAAAAUAUUUUCCUUUCUUGAGUGCCUAUGGAGCCCUCGUGAUUCCAAGGGGCUGCCAAGAGCUGUGCCAGGGCUGAGCAGGGUCAUGCCUGUGGGAUGUGCCACUGGACAUUACACUCGUGGGGGCACCCACAGGAUGUGGCCCUGGCUCCUCUCCGCUCCCUCUCUGUUCUCUCUCCUCCUCUCCUGGCUUCUCGCAGAGAAUUGAAUGUGGAGCCUUUAAAAGUAUUUUUGUUGCAGAGUAUAUUUUGCAUUCGCUGUAAUAGAGAUUAUAACAACUCUGUGCACCUUCUGAUUUCUGAAUUCAGGUUGCUGCUUGUAAGCAACUCUCAUUAUACCCAAGUUGUAAUUAAUACGUCUGAUGUACAAUUAAAAAGUGAGGGUUUUUUUCAACAUCA